This is a messenger RNA of Strongylocentrotus purpuratus (purple sea urchin), 1957 nucleotides long. RefSeq lists its product as uncharacterized. The coding region runs from base 237 to 692 and encodes 151 amino acids. The transcript is spliced from 4 exons. The record is from RefSeq and is a predicted model, not a curated record. NCBI's taxonomy places the organism in Eukaryota, Metazoa, Echinodermata, Echinoidea, Camarodonta, Strongylocentrotidae.
AUGAUCAGUCAGAGACAUUUGUAGAACCAGCUGCUGAAAAGGAACCAGCAUGUCACAAAAUACAAGAAAAGGAAGCCUGGGAGAAGGUGAAAAACGACAUCAGGACGUCCUUCAAUGAAUCCAUCUGCCCAGAGGAGGGUCUCUGUAUCAUCUGUGAGGAAAAGCCAGACCCACUUGUUACCUGCAGAGACUGUUCACGGACAGGCCAGGUGUUCUGCAGAGAUUGUGCCAUCCAAAUGCACAAACAGCACUGUUUGUUGCAUACUCUAGUGGAAUGGCGGAAUGAAGAGCAAGUUGCGUGCUGUUACCAGUGUACCUUUUCCAGGGUAAACCAUGACUGUUCUACAAAGUAUACACGGACUAUUAAAGUGUUUAAUGAUAAGGGCCAACUUCACCCAACUGUGUUUGUCAGAUUCUGUGAAUGUGAACCUUCAGCAGCUACAUUGAUAAGAUACGGUCUGUGGCCAUGCUCAGCACAGAAGCCUUAUACUGCCAUCUCUUUAACUUUCAUGGACAUGGUGUAUUGCAUGAUGAUGGAAGGGAAAGUGGCUUUGAAAACUGUAUGCCACGCUGUCGGUAAUCACAACUGUUUGUCACAAAAUGAGGUACGUUUGCUCUACCGCAGAAUUGUAGGAGAGUGCUUGGAGCAGUAUCGCCAUUUCCGACUUGAUUCAAAAUCUCGCAGACGAUGACAAUGUGUGUUUGGUCAAUGGAUGAAACAUUUACAUGUACCAAUAACAACUUUAAAGAAUAUUUUUGAUAUGUGCUGAGGAUGAGUAUGUAGGAUGACAUACUGAAUAUUUGAAAGUGCCCUGGAGAAGGAAAAACUCAAAAUGAGUUGAUCUCAUUUUUCAAACAUUCAUAACUUUAUAUCUUUGUGUCCAAUUUCUUUCAAUCCUUACCAUCCGGUUUCUUUUUUUCUUCCUCCUUUAAAAGAAAUGGGCUUAUAACAAAUUUAUUCCCCUAUUAUUAAUUCUACAAAGAAAAGGGGCAUAUAUACAUAAAUAUAUAUACAUUCACACUUUCAAGUAAUCCCGGAAUGUCUUGCAACACACUGUACCAUAAUUUUCCCCUUUGUUAUAGCAUCUUUUGGAACAAGGUUGCAGAACAUUUAAGGGUCGCAUUUUGAACUGCACAAAUCAGCAUUUUGUCUUUAUCUAGUUGCUCUGUUCCUACAUCUUCAAACUCCCUUCGUUGAAAUAAGACAAGUUCUCUUUGAAAAAAAGGAAUAUAGUGUAUUAAGUUUUAUAUUCAGGCAUAUACAUGUAUUUAUCAUUUAUAGUAUUGAUUAUGGUAUGUUAUGAAAAGGAGAUUUAUAUUUUUUGUGUAUGCAUGAUAGAUAACAUAUAUGCCUUUGUGUGAAAUAAAAUUGUGAUUAAUUUUAUUGAAAGAUUUACAUGUAUGUUAUUACUGUUGGGAUAUAUUUCUAUUUCAACUAAAUUGGAAGGAGGUUCAGUUCUAUUGCGUAUUGUUUGAGUGCGUGGAGAUAAAGUUGACAAUAAUUAUGUGGGCUUUUGAAAAAGCAGAGGGGAAAAACAUAAUUAUAUAUUAAUGCUUUCAAGAUGAAGACACAUAUGGAGAGAUCAAAUUUGAAUUAAUAAACAUGUAUGUACAUGUGCGUUCAUAUGGAAAAGGUUGAACUCGAUCGACCAGCCUGUCAAAUUUGUACACUCCUAGGUAGUGGAUUUGAAAUCUAUGGAGCAUUUUUGUUUGGAUAUUAGGAAAGAAAAUCUUGACAUGUACACAGGUAUGGAGAGCAUACAGUGCUCAUGGGAGCCUUGUCCAUUUUCUAAUAUAUAUAUAUAUAUAUAUAUAUAUAUAUAUGUUCCAAUCUGUAUUCAAAGGGUGGUAUUCUCGAAAGCGAACUAACUUUAGUCCACGGUUUAAUCCUCCAACUAAGUAUGGAAUGCCAAGUGUCCAUAUGAAUAUAUUUUUGAAUAAUGUGAUAUGUCCCUAA